UAGUAUUUUGGUAAAUGUAGGUAGCUCGUAAAAAUAUGUCAAAUGUCAGUUUGCCGUGAAAUACAUGUCCGUUACGUUGCUAUCCGAGUGUUUUAAUCCAAAUUAAAUCCCAAACACAAUAUUUGGCGACGAGAAGUACCUAACGCGAUAAAAUAAGUGAUAAACUAGUGGAUUUAUUGUUAAAAACGAUGGCAGCGAGCGCUAACGUGAUUUAUGGCGGCAAUCUCACGUUCGACCACAACGCGCAAGAAUGGAGGAUUUUUAAGGAGCGCUUUGAAGCUAUGUGUUUUGCAAAUGAUUUGACGGACACCACCGACAAAGCGGGCACAAAGCGGCGUUCCAUACUCCUUACGACGUUUGUGGAAGAAACUUACCGCGUUGCAAAAGAUUUGGUGUACCCAAAAACGUUGAACACCAUUGAAUAUUCUACCCUCCUUGAAAAGCUAGAUGCUCAUUUUGAGUCACCUAGGUGUUCGUUUGCUGAACGUUAUAAAUUUUAUAAAGCGGAGCAACGGACCGGCGAAGAUCUAGCGGAGUGGGCAGCGCGAGUGCGAAGUUUGGCACAGUUCUGCGGGUUCACGACGGAGCUCGAUACAGCACUGCGGGAUCGUUUCGUUCUCGGGCUCGAGAACGCUAAAGAACGAGAGAAGUUGUUUGCGGAGAGCGUCGACAAGCUGAUUUUUAGCAAAGCGUUACAUCUGGCGCAGGCUACUCGCAGCGCCCGGCAGGGCCUGCAAGCGACCGGCUCGUCCAGGCAGGCGGCGGGGGCCGCCGGCGGCGAGGUGUUCGCGGUGCGCGCCGGCGCCGCCGCGACGUCCCAACCAAACAACUCUAAUAAUACAAGACAAGCCUGUGCAGUAUGCGGAUAUAAAAACCACACCAAGGACAAGUGCCGUUAUAUUAAUUACUCGUGUAAAAAGUGCAAUACUAAAGGACAUCUAAGUAGGAUGUGUAAAACGAGUGAUAAAAAGUUUAAUUUCAUUGCUGAGGAAACCGAUGACAUACAUGAAGAUCUCACAAUGUAAACAAUACGGCGGGCAGAGAAAAUGUAAUUUUAAACGAGGUGAUAAUGUUUUAGUAAAAUCAUUUUUUAAGAAUGGUACAAAGCAUACAUGGAAAAGAGGUACUAUUGAGAAUAAAGUGGGA
This is a messenger RNA of Cydia amplana, 1146 nucleotides long. RefSeq lists its product as uncharacterized. Gene Ontology annotation, molecular function: zinc ion binding; nucleic acid binding. The record is from RefSeq and is a predicted model, not a curated record. The transcript has 2 exons. Bases 189 to 1025 code for a protein of 278 amino acids. Lineage: Eukaryota; Metazoa; Arthropoda; Insecta; Lepidoptera; Tortricidae.